AUUGUACUUCGCAUAUGGCCAGUACAUAUUAAUGUUUCACAUUUUAUGUUACUACCAAUUUGGUCAUGACCGACAUUUAAAUUGAUGACCAUGACUAGAUAAGGAUACAUUUAGGGAAGGUCAUACUACUAGAUACAUGUCUUCUAAUACCAAGUCUCCUGAGACCAGAUUGGGAUAUACUUGAGUAAUUUUUGUGCUGGUGGAAGGAAGUGAACUUGGAUGCCAUUAUGAAUUUACGGAAUCAGAAGAGAACAAGAAGCUUAAGGAGUCAGGAUGAUAUCUCACCAUUCUUGCCACAGACUCAAACAAACAGUGACAGACCAAGGUUAAAAUUUGACUCUCCUGAAAAGACUGAAGAAUGGCUGGCCUCAAGGGAGAAAACUGAUUAUACGUACUCAAGAAGUUCCAGCUACACAACGACCAGUCUGGACAGCGGUUACCAGAUACCCAUCAUGUCUCGUCUAUCCCAGGGUUCUGUUUUACGGGAUACCAGCUCACCGAUGCGACGAGGGCAGCAGCAUUUCCAACGUGAGGUCUCGGCAAGUCCAAACAGACGAAGUGACCGGUUGGCUAGGAAGACCACUCACAAUGAAUCCUCUUUUACUUCAAGAGGUCAUAAGUCCAGCUCUGUCCAAGUGAGUCGCCACUCCACAUCAGCGAGUGCCUCAAUGGCCCAUGACCACCUAGCAGCAUCGGCAGCGGAUGAAUCUAUCCAUGGGUCAUCGUCGUCAACUAUUGCAUCCUCAGCUUCAAGAAUGAUGUCAUCAUUACAUCACUCGGCUAGAUUGAGAAGCGGACUUCACUCCGAUAUCAGAGAGCAUUCCAUCAGUCACAUAUAUGGUUUAGACGCCAAUGAUGAAAGUGAACUAUCAGAUACGGAGUCUAGCUCCGCAGUGACUUCCCGCGUAGGUUUGACUAACAAGGAGGCAUCGGGUGAGUGGACCUCAGUGGACCACGCCCACGACCACACCCACCUCGCUUCAUACUCUUCCUCUUCCUCCACCGUCUCAAUAUUGUUCCUCCCGGUUUAUGCCACCAUCUCCAUCGUCACAUCAGUGCUGUAUUUCAUCACCACCGUUAUCCGGACAUCCUGGUCUUCCAUAGCUGGCGGAGUCUAUGGGUCAACCUCGGCAGUAGACUCUAUGUCUGUCAGUACAUCAUCAGCAAACUCUGUGUCUUCCAGUAUAGUCAAUGCAUUUUCAAGUCUUGUACAUAUUGUGAGUGUUGCCGUCUAUCGAUUCCUGACAUGGCUGAUUGGUAUUGAUGUACGAUGGCUGUUAUUCGUCAAACGAUCAACGCUGGGUCUUUGUGGGAGGUUAGCAUCGCUGUUUGGCCUGAGCUGGGCUACUCAGAAGGACAGAUCAGCGGCAGCAAUGACGGCAACAAUGCUACGAGAGAAGAGACGAAGAGGAACACCUUGCUGUCUAUGCCUACUACUUCUACUUGGGACAUUAGCUGCUUUAUAUCUCCUGCUGGCUGCAGCUCCCUUCUUACUUGCCGCAGUAUCAAGAAAUGAAACAAAGGUGACCUCACCUCUUCAUGAUGUGAAUCAACAACUUGGGAUCCUUCUUGGCAAGCUGUCAUCAGAUGGGGACGAGGGAGGAGCGGCAUACGCUGCCGGUAGUGGCUGCCUUCAAUGCUUGAAACAAGAUGACCUCAUGACCCUGAUUGGGGUUGUGGUCAAAGGUCAACUUGGUGACCUUCAAUCUCAGCUUACGUCUCAGAAUCAGCAGAUUAUUGCUAUGCAUGAGCAGAGCAUUCUGCAAGAAUCACAGAUAGGGAUGCUCCGUGAUCAAAUUGGUGUUCUCGUUGCCAAACAAGAACGACCGAAUGACCACACACUCCUCUACAUCAACUCCAUGGAAGGUCAGCUGACCAGGGUCAGAGGUCAACUUCGUAAUUUACAAUUGAGCAGACUACAAGGGUACAACAAUGUUGAGAUGGAGCAAACUGAAGGAUCUAAGAUUGUACUUGGGCUCAGCGGAGAACUGAAAGAACUUUCUAAGGAGGUGUCAAGUCUUCAGACGGAGAUGGACAGCUUCCAGGCCCAGCAGAUGAUGGAAAUGAGCAGCGUGCAAACGGGGAGUGAGAAGUUCCGUCGUGAUUUGAAGGCUCUUCACCUCAGUAUGGUCUCUUGGGAGGAGCGAUUAGCAAUGAAUGUUACGUUCUUAGAGGCUAGACUUACAGGAUUACUAAAGGAGGUGGAGCUUCUGCAGUCAGAAGACCGGCUCACUAACAGCAAGGUCACCGAGCUUGUCAACAGAAUGAAUGAUUUUGAGUCGGGAUUCUCUGAUGUUAAGAUCGAGAUGCACAACUUCAGGUCGGAGUUUGGAGAGAUGGUUGCCAUGCAAAACCUGGAAGAAAAAGAUGGAAGGGAAUCGGUGGAUUCACGGCUGGAGCUUCUUAAGAAGGACGUGGCCUCCUUGAAAGCAUCUCAAGCAGAUAGCUCUGAAUUGCUGAGGGCUCAGCAACAGAAAUACCAAACACUUGGAGGUACUCUUGCCGAAGUACAGUCAGAGAUUGGUCUCUUGAAGAUCUCAUUAGAGGAUCUGAGCGUUCGACAUGUCAAACCAGUUUCAUCCAGUAUAAAGCAGCUGAAUAUUAAACUUGCCAAAUUAGAAUCAGACUUCAGCUCUAUACAAGCGAGCUUCCUGUCACUCCAGGGUUCUGAUACUGAGAAGGUUGACAAGAGUGGCUUGGAGAGCCUUCAUCUGAGCAUCUCCAACACGGAGCGGGAGCUAAACAUCUUCGUAGCCGACAUUGAUUCACUGAAGAUACAAGUUGGACAACUUCGAAAUCAAGUAGAUGGUUUUGCAACAAGCCAGGAAGAACAGAGGAGCCAGACUGGAGCAACUCUUCGUCAACUGAAGACUGAAGUCGGAGAGUUGUCCAUAAAAGCAGAUAGAAUGGUUGUCCUGGAGAAUAUGCAAGGGGACGCGGACACUAACUCCUUAGUCCAGAAGCUCUCGGAUGAGGUCGGAGCUGUUAGACUGGAUGUCGGAAGGAUAGCUUCCCUGCAGGGGGGUAGUGACAUUGUGGUGGGAGUCGCCAACUUAAAAUCCUCUCUUACAGCAUUAGAAUCGCAGAUCAGUUAUUUUGACUCAACGCAGAUGCAAAUGAAACGGACCAUUUCAAGUAGUGUUUCAGAGCUCAAGGGUGAGUUCAGUCAAAUGAAUCAAGCAUUUGGGGAACAAAGCUCUGCAAUGGUGGCUCUUAACGUAACCGUUGCGUCACUGAAACAAGGACAGGAUAAACUGACAGCAUUCGCCACGCGGAGCGAGAUGCAGGACUUGCAGGCAGAGAUGACCAACCUCAAAACUAUGAUUGGUCAGUUAUCGGCUACUCAGAGUAACUAUGCAACAAGCGGCGAUGUGGACACUCUGAAGAAGCAGGUGGCGAGUAUUAGAUCUAAAGUUGACUCAACUCACACUCACCUGACUGAGAUGAGUGCCACAUACACGGGAGACUCAGACUCUCAUUCUGCCCUCGCUGCAGAUCUCCUCAAACUACAGGGUACCGUUCAGCAGCUUGAGGCAAUGAUGUACAGCGACAAUCACGAACCUAUCAACCUCUCCCUUCUGGAUUCGAGAAUCAGCUCACUGACGUCCAUUCUAGGGGAUAACAAUGAGAAUUUAGCCACUUUCCUUGCGGCGGGGGGUCUCGGUGGGACGGGCGGCACAAAUGGCGCCAUCGUGACAUUACAGCAAGAUCUUGCGUUGAUCAGAUCUAAUACCGAUCGUCUGAAUGGGUUGUUGUAUACCCAGGGGCAGGAGGGUGAAUCAGUGAGUGCCAUUGCUGCAUUGUUAGAAAGAGUGGCUGGGUUGGAGGCUAGCAUGGCUGGUGUGCAAACAUCUUUAGGUGGUGGCGGAGGAGGCAAUGAAGUGAGGAUACAGCAGUUUAGAGAAGAAAUCAACCAUCUUAAAGAAGACAUGAUGAGGCAGGCUGCGGGACAUCAUUCUGGUGCUGGUUUGGGUAUUGGAAUCGCCGCCGUAAAGGAUGAACUGAAUGCAGCUAAGGCCAACAUCACCAAGUUACAGGUUGAUGUCCAUGAUUGCUGUAAGAACAAGACAGGACUCUUGGGAUGGUGGAUGGCUCCAUGGUUCAGUCAAGGUCAAAGGUCAUCUGGGGGUAGCGUCAAUCUGAGCGCUGACGGUAGUUUGGAUGAAGAGAGAGUGAAGCACAUUGUCCUGAGUGCGUUGACCAUGUACAGUGCUGAUAAGACUGGUAUGGUAGACUACGCACUAGAGUCUGCUGGUGGUAGCGUGAUUAGCACCCGGUGCUCCGAGACUCACUACUCUAAGACUGCGCUGCUCAGUAUCUUUGGAAUACCACUCUGGUAUAUGGCCAACUCACCUCGCACUGUCAUUCAGCCCGAUGUACAGCCUGGUAAUUGCUGGGCUUUCAAAGGUACCCAGGGUUACAUGGUGAUCCAGCUAGCUGGGAUUAUUAAACCAAGUGCCUUCUCAUUGGAACACAUCCCCAAAUCACUAUCGCCGACUGGAACCAUUGAUAGUGCACCAAAGGAGUUUAGUGUUUGGGGUCUGCAAGAUGACGAGGCCAGUGAGAGCAUUCUUCUAGGGACCUACUCCUACGACCAAGAAGGUCCACCGUUGCAGUUCUUUGCCAUUGAGAAUUCUGAUGUAGAGCCAAUACCAGCUGUUGAGCUGAAGAUCCACAGUAACCAUGGCAACUUGGAGUAUACCUGUUUGUAUAGAUUCCGUGUACAUGGGACAUUGCACAGCCGAUAGCAGAUUUGAACAAAGGUUUUCAUCUACGCAAUAAGCAAACAGAGCCCUCAAGCGCCAAUUUCUGUAAGUUAACAGAAUUGCCGUUUUUUAAUUAUGAAUUAUAUAAAACUGUUCAGGAAAAACUGAAAUCAGAGUAUUUUUGCAGAGGGCUUUGGUUUGUAGGUUAGAUUAUUGAUUAAGAGAUUAACUUGGGUUUGCAUUUGUAGGGGAUUUGCCAUUUUUUAAAACUAUGGUAGGGCGUGUGUGAACCAAAACUGAAUUAACAUUAUGCCAAAUAUUUUAAAAGGCGCAUGUUUUUGGUCCUCGUUGUUGUUACUUUUUGAUACCAUUAAACAACAUACAUGCAGUCAAAAUAAAAUAAAAACUAAAAGUGUAAGUGUAACUGUGAUGCAACUACAAAAUUUGCUUUUUGAAAACGCCCUCAUGUGAAUAAAAGAUACAAGCAACUGAAAUAAAGAAAAUAGAUUAAGUUAAAAACUCAUAUCACUCAUGAAAGGGCCACAAAAAGGUUUUCAAUUUCGUUACACAGAUUUUGGAUUCAAGAGAAGAAAACAAACCUUGUCUUUUCAAGGGAAAGGAAACAUGUUUUUUUGCUACUAUUAAAAGGAAAACAGAACAAAAUGUUUCUUUAGAAGAAAGAUUUUUUGCAAUUUAUGAUUUUUAACUCACAGACUGCAUGGACCCGAAGUGGAAAAGAGUAACUGGUUUAAAGGCAGUGGACACUAUUGGUAUUUACUCAAAACAAUUGUUAGCAUAAAAGCUUACUUGGUAUGAGCA
Molecule: messenger RNA, 5525 nt
Organism: Asterias rubens (European starfish)
Lineage: Eukaryota; Metazoa; Echinodermata; Asteroidea; Forcipulatida; Asteriidae
Exons: 18
Coding region: 228-4748 (1506 amino acids)
Biological process (GO): nuclear envelope organization
Cellular component (GO): meiotic nuclear membrane microtubule tethering complex; nuclear envelope
Molecular function (GO): protein-membrane adaptor activity
Source: RefSeq, a predicted model, not a curated record